Messenger RNA from Echinococcus granulosus, 1431 nucleotides. Its product is annotated as Chitobiosyldiphosphodolichol beta-mannosyltransferase. Gene Ontology annotation, cellular component: endoplasmic reticulum. Bases 1 to 1431 code for a protein of 476 amino acids. Gene Ontology annotation, molecular function: mannosyltransferase activity. The record is from RefSeq and is a predicted model, not a curated record. Lineage: Eukaryota; Metazoa; Platyhelminthes; Cestoda; Cyclophyllidea; Taeniidae. The transcript is spliced from 7 exons.
AUGGAACCGGGCCUAGGGUUUACUUCCGGACAUGGUCAGAGCAAGUUGAAUGCUGAUAUGAACGACAAGCCUUCAGUCCGUAUUUUGGUAUUGGGUGAUGUCACAAGAUCCCCUCGCAUAAAAAAUCACGCUAGGUCUUUUGCCAGGGAGGGCUGGCGAGUUAAAUUCUCUGGUUAUCGGGGCGUAGAGUCGAUUUCCGAUGAUGGCAUUACCUACUGCUACCUCUCCCAACCACCCGCAUUCCUGGAUGUCUACCUUCCACGAUUUAUCGCGCUUAUCUUCAAGAGCAUUUUCUUAGCUAUCUGUCUCUUUGUCCACUUGGCUAUACACAUGCAAGAAGAUCUGCUAUUUGUUCAGUCUCCUCCUGCGGCACCCACUCUUUCAGUUGUGUACUUUUUUGCGCUGCUGAAGCAGUGUCCAACUUGCAUCGAUUGGCACAAUUAUGGUUAUACGAUAUUGGAAACCCCCUCUGGCCGGAGAAGUAUUGCCUCAAGAAUGUAUAAGCUCAUGGAAUUGACAUUUGCGUCCUGGUUUCUUAACUCAAAUGCGUUUGUGAAGACUCGUCAUUUUACAGUUGCCAAAGCUCUUCGAGCUGAUUUACGUGAACAAACAGGCAUUGAUGCGGUAGUUGUUUACGACAAACCAACCAAGGACUUUAAACCUACUACGAUUGAGGAUGCACACAAACUCUUUUGCCGUCUCUCCCACGAUUAUCCGCAACUGAGGGGCCCAGAGGGAUCUACUGGAAGCACUGCAUUUACUGAGAUCGUCGAUUCGUCGUCCGGUACCUGUAGAUGGCGUGUUGAUCGACCGGCCCUCCUCGUCAGCAGCUGUUCCUGGACCCCCGAUGACGACUUUGCCAUCAUGUUGGAGGCCUUGGACAGCUAUAAUGCCACUGUCACCUCUUCACCUAAUAUUUACUUUCAUAAGCUCAUUUGUAUUGUUACUGGCCGUGGACCACUGAAGUCGCAUUUUCAGGCAACAAUAGAGAAACGUAACUGGAAGCACGUAGAUGUUCUGACCCCUUGGCUCAAAUGGGCUGACUAUCCACUACUUCUGGGAGCUGCCGACUUGGGUGUCAGUCUACAUCGCAGUACCUCGAAUCUCGACCUUCCCAUGAAGGCAAGUAUCGUGGACUUAAUAGGCGCCGAAGUACCGGUCCUUGCACUGGCCUACCCAGCCCUCUCGGAAUUACUUCCAAAUGGUCAGUUGGGGUAUCACUUCUCAACGGCAGAGGCUCUGACCGACCACCUGACGCGCCUCCUGAUGCCGAAGGAGGACUUUGAGGGUGUUGGCGAUGCUCCUGACCUCGUCCGCUGCCGACGUAACCUACAUGAGCUCAAACAAUUCCCAGACAUGGACUGGCACACCCACUGGCUCAACACCGUCUUGCCAACCUGUGAGAAACUACUGGCGGAAAGUCAAGACUAA